GUUUUGGUAGCCAAAAAAGUGAAAAAAAAGUUUUUUAUGCCUGAGUGUUGAGAGAAUAUGAUGGACUAGGAAUGUAUUGUGUUUCCUCAUAUAAUGGCAAGGUGUUCUGGCUGCACGUUGUUGCUGAGGAUUUUUUUGUUGGAUUCGUCCGCCACUUUCUUUCUUAUCUUUCUUCAUUUAGCGAGGACAGCAACAUCAUUCCAAUGAAAAAACGAGAACGAGAAGUACUACGAGAUUUUUUGUGGUCAAUUUGUCUACCAAAGAUACAACUGAUGAAAAAAAAAUUUUGA
Molecule: messenger RNA, 290 nt
Organism: Amoebophrya sp. A25
Lineage: Eukaryota; Dinophyceae; Syndiniales; Amoebophryaceae
Source: the annotation of a GenBank genome assembly